Closterium sp. NIES-65 is the source of this 2655-nucleotide messenger RNA. The record is from the annotation of a GenBank genome assembly. NCBI's taxonomy places the organism in Eukaryota, Viridiplantae, Streptophyta, Zygnematophyceae, Desmidiales, Closteriaceae.
AUGGCUACCCCUAGUGUCCUCGCUUUUGAGGCUGAGGGUCGGGCCAUUGACUUUGAGGUCUGGGUAGACGACCAGCAGCUGUUCUUACAGUGCGAUAGGGCAGACGGCCUCUCUCUCUUUGACCUUACCUCUGGCGCUUCCCCUGCCCCUGCUGCUGAUGCUGACGCCACUGUUCGCUCCCAGUGGGCCACGCGCGACGCUGCUGCACGUCUUGCUGUGUGUCGCCACCUCCCUACCUCCGAGCAUGCGCACUUUAGUCAGUACAAGAGUGCUCAGACCUUGUACGACGCUGUAGUCGCGCGCUACUCCUCCCCUGCCACUGCUGCACUGAGCCGUCUCAUGCUACCGUACCUCUUCCCUGACCUUGCUGCCUUUCCCACCAUGGCUGACCUCAUUACGCACCUCCGCACUAGUGACACUCGCUACCGUGCUGCACUCCUUGCUGACUUCUGCGCCAAGAACCCCCCCCCCAUGUACAUCACUCUGUACUUCCUAGUCACUCGCCUUUCUGACUCCCUUCGAGUAGUCACGGACCACUUUCUCUCAGUCUGUCCCACCACACUCACUGUCGACCUCCUCGAGAAGGCCCUCUUAGCAGCGGAGAAGAGUAAAGUCGCUGUAGGAGCCUCUGAAGGUGACCCGCGCACCCCCAUCUUUGAGGGUCGGUCGGUGCGGCGUCUGCCCCUAGCGGGAGACGCCACCCUGGCAAGGGCAAGGGGGGCAAGGGAGCUGGAGGAGCGGGCGGUGGAGGUGGAGGUGGAGGCGGUGGGGGUAGUGGGGGUGGCGGUGGGAGUGGAGGUGGGGCUGGGGGGGUCGGUGGCGGCAAUGGAGGCGGAGGCGGCGGCGGCGAUGGCGGUGGGAGCGGAGGUGGCGGAGGAGGCGGCGGUGGAGGCGGCGGCAGCAGCGGAGGCCGCGGAGGCGGUGGGGGUGCCGGUGGAGCUGGUCGCGGGUCUUCAGAGAGGAGUGGCUCCGGUAGUGGCGCGCGCCAGCAGCAGCAGCGCGGUCGUGAGACCCUGUCCCCUUAGCAGCUUCGGGAGUGGUACACUGCACGCCAGCGGGGUGGGGGUUUUGGUCCGUGCACCUACGUCCUGCGCACCGGCGACCGUGCGGCUGUCUAGGGAAGGUGUUGCCAUCUUUGAUCUUGACUUUGAUGCUAUUCUCUCUGCCAUGUAUGCUGUGUCUCAUAGUGAUGAGGGUGAUUGCUACCGCUGUUUCCCGCCCGAUCCGGGCAUUGAGGUUGCUGCCCUAGGUGCUUGCGACGCUGCUGCUCUAGGUGCUAGUGUGUCUGCGUCCUCAUGUACUGGUGAGUCUGCGCUCUCAGGUACUACGUCGGCUUCGGCCUCCCUCACCUUCACCCUUGACUCUGGGGUGUCUCGCUCCUUCUUUCGGGACCGCACCACACUCACGCCAAUUAGUCGGCCGGUUGCGGUGUCUCUGGCUGACCCCUCCGGGGGUCCUGUGCUGUCUCGCUUCUCCACAGUCCUCCCGUGUCCAGCGGCUCCCUCUGGCACCCUGUCUGGUCUCUACCUCCCCUCGUUCUCGACAAACUUGGUGAGUGGUGCUGACCUACAAAAUGGGGGAGUACACCAGUUCACUCCUGCGCGUCAGCGGGUGACGCACUGUACAGAGGCUAGCACAGGCCGGCACCUGGCUACGUUUACCCGUCAGCCGGGGUCGAGCCUGUACACACUGACCACUGCGUCUCCUCCCGUUACUGAGUCUGGUAGAGUCGCUUUGUCCGGUCAGGUGUUUGCUGCAGCGUCUAGGUCUGGUCGUGAGUCUGCCCCCUGUUCGUGUCGUCUCUUGUCUCAUGAGACUCUCCUCUGGCACCACCGUCUUGGUCACCCCUCUCUGCUUCGGCUCAAAGGCAUGGCCUCCCGUCUUCUUGUGUCUGGUCUCCCCCGGUCCCUCCCUCCCCUUCCUCAGGGCCCUAGCCCUGCCUGUGUCUCCUGUAUCGAGGGGCGCCAGCGGGCUGCCCCUCACUCCUCCCAGUUUCCUCUGACAGAGGCCCCGUUGCAGACGCUUCACAUGGACGUGUGGGGCCUUGCCCGCGUCCGUGGACAGGGUCACGAGCGCUACUUCCUGCUCCUUGUUGACGACUACUCGCGUUACACCACGGUCUUCCCCUUGCGCAGCAAGGGUGAUGUCACUGAGGUGCUGAUCGACUGGAUCCGCGCGGCUCGUCUCCUGCUCAGGCGGAGCUUUGGCUCGGACUUCCCUGUUCUGCGUCUGCACUCGGACAGAGGCGAAGAGUUUUCCUCUGGCCUACUGCGAGCCUACUGUCGCGCACGAGGCAUCCGUCAAAAUGGGAUAGCUGAGCGCCGCAUUGGCAUGGUCAUGGACGUCGCUCGUACGUCUAUGAAACAUGCGGCUGCCCCACAUUUUCUGUGGCCGUUUGCGGUCAGGUACGCGGCGCAUCAGAUCAACCUCCACCCCAGGGUCUCCAGGCCGGAGACCUCCCCAGCCUUACUGUGGACGGGGAAGGUUGGCGAUGCGUCUGCGUUCCGGGUCUGGGGAUCUCGGGCGUUUGUCCGCGACUUGUCUGCGGACAAGCUAUCCCCUCGUGCUGCUCCUUGCGUCUUCCUGGGGUUCCCCCCUGACGCGCCUGAGUGGCAGUUCUACCACCCCACCUCUCGACGUGUCCCCCCCAGGUAG